Molecule: messenger RNA, 1547 nt
Organism: Aedes albopictus (Asian tiger mosquito)
Lineage: Eukaryota; Metazoa; Arthropoda; Insecta; Diptera; Culicidae
Product: periodic tryptophan protein 1 homolog
Exons: 6
Coding region: 1-1500 (499 amino acids)
Biological process (GO): rRNA processing
Cellular component (GO): nucleus
Molecular function (GO): protein binding
Source: RefSeq, a predicted model, not a curated record
AUGGACGGUUCCGAUCAAGAGGAUGAAGUCCCAAACGUUAACUUUGUGCCAAGUUUGCUGUUUGUGAAGCGGGGAGUCGCCAAAGCCAAUCCCGAUAAGGUAACGCUGACACCAGGCGAGUUGGCCCGGAUAAUUAACGACACCCGGGAUGAUUUGGAAGAGGACGGCGCCGAGGGCAUGGACACUUCCGACGACGAGGAGAACGAGGAAAGUGCCGCCCGGUUAGUGAGCCGUGCUGAAACGGCUCAGGCUUCCGGCAGUGGUUCUCGAGCGGUGGCAGGAGGGGACGAAUUUGGUUUCGAGGGAUACGAACAGGAAUCUGGAGAGCCAGUAGUGCGAUUGAGCUCGGUGGCGGUUGUAGAUCCAGAAGAAAACAUCCAGGAUGAGGACGACUCCGACGCGGAAGAUGAGGUCAUCAAACCAACGGACAAUCUCAUUCUGGUUGGCCACGUUCAGAAUGAUAGUGCCUCGAUGGAGGUUUACAUUUACAACGAGGAAGAAGGCAGCCUGUACGUUCAUCACGAUUUUCUGCUGCCGAGUCCGCCGCUAUGCAUCGAGUGGUUAAGUUUUGAUCCGGGCAGUGACAAACCGGGCAAUCUGUGCGCUAUCGGGUGUAUGGAUCCAGUUAUUACCUUGUGGGAUUUGGACAUUCAGGAUUCUUUAGAGCCGGUGUGUAAGUUCGGUUCGAAGGGGAGCCGGAAGAAGAAUAAGCCCAAGGUGGGUCACUCGGAUGCGGUGCUGGAUCUGUCGUGGAAUCGAAACUUGGAACACAUUCUGGCCAGUGGCUCGGUCGACCAAUCGGUCAUCCUAUGGGACAUGGAAGAUGGCACCCCGCACACCAUCAUCCGGGAUUUCGGCGAAAAAGUUCAAACAUUGGCAUUCCACCCAACCAAGGCGGAGGCCCUGCUGGCGGGAAGCUGCGACGGAUUGGUCAAAGUGUUCGACUGCCGCGCCACAAACAACGACACCGCCAGUUACAAAUCGUGGAGUCUGGGAGGAGAGGUGGAGCGUGUUUGCUGGAGUCAUCACAAUGAGUACCACUUUGUGGCCAGCACCAACGAGGGCCGAAUCCAUUACGUGGACAUCCGGCAGGAGCACCCCCUGUGGUCCAAGGAGAUUCACGAGAAGGAAAUCACCGGACUGGUGCUGAGUUCCAAAGUUAAAGGAAUGCUUGCGACCGCUUCGUCCGACGGGACGCUCAAGGUUUGGGAUUACGACGAUCAGGAUGCUCGGCUAACGUACAAGAAGAAUCCGAAAAUUGGGGUGAUCCAGUGUUUGGACGAGUGUCCGGAGAAUCCGUUUGUGAUGGCGAUGGGAGGAGACCUGAAGACGAAGAAUUUCACCGUCGUUAAUCUGUUGGAUAAUGAUAUCGUUACAAACGUGUUCAAAUCUCGAUUUGAUCCAAGCUACGUGCAACCGACGACCGAAGGAGGGCUUCCAAUUGAAGGUGCAGGGGAAGAUGCCUCCAUGAGUGAAGGUGACGACGAGGAAGAUGUUUAGGUUAAAUAAAGUUACUGUUAAAGUGGUAUUGUAAAGUAGUUACCACU